Molecule: messenger RNA, 2644 nt
Organism: Tyto alba (common barn owl)
Lineage: Eukaryota; Metazoa; Chordata; Aves; Strigiformes; Tytonidae
Gene: SLC6A7
Product: solute carrier family 6 member 7
Exons: 14
Coding region: 268-2175 (635 amino acids)
Biological process (GO): sodium ion transmembrane transport
Cellular component (GO): membrane
Molecular function (GO): L-proline transmembrane transporter activity
Source: RefSeq, a predicted model, not a curated record
GGGUGCGUUUGACAGACAGCCCUUCUCCAGCCUGCCGAGAGCUGUCCCCUCCUCCCUCCCUGCCCAGCACGCAGCCAUCCUCAACUCCAGCCCUGCUCCCCCCGUCCCCACUGCCUCCCUCCACCCCGCCAGCCCAGUCGGCAGGAAAGUGGCACCCCUCCUUGCCUGUUAUCACUUCGCCCGCUCCCUCUCCUCCCUCCCUAUCGCCGGAGAAAGCGAGAGGAAAAAAGUGUCGGAGCGGAGAGCGCAUAGCAACAGGAUUCUGGGAUGAAGAAGAUUCGGCAGCAGCAUCUCCGGGAGCCGGUGACGCCAGAGCUCCUGGUGAGCCCCAGCAGCCAGGAUGGGGAGCUGGGCUCCGAGUGCCCAGAAGACAGAGGGAACUGGACAGGGCGGUUGGAUUUCCUCCUCUCCUGCAUCGGAUACUGCGUGGGCCUUGGAAACGUCUGGAGGUUCCCCUACAGGGCUUACACCAAUGGAGGAGGAGCUUUCUUGGUUCCUUACUUCAUCAUGCUGGCCAUCUGCGGGAUCCCCAUUUUCUUCAUGGAGCUGUCACUUGGCCAGUUCUCCAGCCUGGGGCCACUCGCUGUCUGGAAGAUAAGCCCUCUCUUUAAAGGCGUUGGCAUGGGCACGAUCCUCAUCGUCUCCCUGGUGGCCAUUUACUACAAUAUGAUCAUUGCUUACGUUCUCUUCUACCUCUUUGCAUCCCUCACAAGCGACUUGCCCUGGCAGCACUGCGGCAACUGGUGGAACACCGACCUGUGCCUGGACCACCACGUCAUCAAGGCGGGGAACACCACCUUCCCUGUCAACAUCACCAACACCGUCAGCCCCAGCGAGGAGUACUGGAGCCGGUACGUCCUGCACAUCCAAGGGAGCUCUGGGAUCGGGGAUCCCGGGAAGAUCCGCUGGAAUUUGUGUCUGUGCCUGCUCCUUUCUUGGACUAUCGUCUAUCUGUGCAUCCUAAAGGGAGUGAAAUCCUCUGGCAAGGUCGUGUACUUCACUGCCACCUUCCCGUACCUCAUCCUGGUGAUGCUGCUCGUUCGUGGCGUGACCCUAGAGGGGGCCUGGAAGGGGAUCCGGUUUUACCUCACACCCCAGUUUGAUCACUUGCUGUCUUCCAAGGUGUGGAUCGAGGCAGCCCUGCAGAUUUUCUACUCCCUUGGGGUAGGCUUUGGGGGCCUCCUCACCUUUGCCUCAUACAACACCUUCCACCAGAAUAUCUACAGGGACACCUUCAUAGUGACCCUGGGCAAUGCCGUCACCAGCAUCCUGGCAGGAUUUGCCAUCUUCUCUGUUUUGGGAUACAUGUCCCAGGAACUUGGCGUCCCUGUUAACCAGGUGGCAAAAGCAGGUCCUGGCCUGGCUUUUGUGGUGUAUCCCCAGGCCAUGACAAUGCUCCCCCUUUCUCCAUUCUGGUCUUUCCUGUUCUUCUUCAUGCUGUUAACCUUGGGCUUGGACAGCCAGUUUGCAUUUAUGGAGACCAUCGUUACGGCAGUGACAGAUGAAUUUCCCUACUACCUGCGGCCAAAGAAAGCUUCCUUCUCAGCUGUCAUAUGUAUUGCUCUCUUCCUGAUGGGGCUCAUCCUCACAACAGAGGGUGGGAUGUACUGGCUGGUCCUACUGGAUGACUACAGUGCUGGCUUUGGUCUCAUGGUGGUGGUGAUCACUACCUGCCUCGUGGUGACACGUGUGUAUGGCAUAAAGAGGUUCUGCCGAGAUAUCCACAUGAUGCUGGGAUUCAAACCAGGACCCUACUUCAGAGCCUGCUGGAUGGUCCUUUCGCCGGCAACGAUGAUGGCUCUGCUGGUGUACAACAUUGUCAAGUACCAGCCCUCCAAGUACGGCAGCUACCGCUUCCCCGCCUGGGCUGAGGUCUUAGGCAUCCUCAUGGGAGUGCUCUCCUUCCUGAUGAUUCCCGUGGGCAUGGUGGUGGCUGUGCUCCGGGAAGAAGGGACACUGUGGGAGCGAGUCCAGCAAGCCAGCCGGCCCGCCAUGGACUGGGGCCCGUCACUGGAGGAGAACAGGACUGGCACGUACGUGGCGAGCCUGGCCGGCAGCCAGUCCCCCAAGCCGCUGAUGGUCCACAUGCGGAAAUACGGGGGCAUCACCAGCUUUGAGAACACGGCCAUCGAGGUGGACCGGGAGAUGGAGGAGGAGGAGGAGUCCAUGAUGUGAGAGGACCCAGCACCCCAUGGGCUGGGGGGGGGACACACUCACCGCCCCCCAGUUUGCACAGGUUGCACUGCAGCACUUCAGGACAGCUUGGGAGGGGGUCUUUGGGGGAGCAUUGGGAGCUACCAAUUCUGCUGUCUUCCUCACUGCUGCCCUUGCCCUGCCAGGACAGAGUUACUGCCUGUCCCAGCACCCCCGAGGUGUUUCUGUUCCAUGUGGCAAGCUGUGUGACGAGUCCAUGCGUUCGUGUGACAGUGUCUGGUGCAAGUGUCUGGGCUGCCCCGCUCCCACCCUCAGCCCCAGGCCUGCCCUCCCCACGCAGGGAUGCUCGGGCUGCAGGGAUGCUCAGGCUGUGGGAGACGGGGAGGAGGAGGAGGUCCUCUGUGUUGGUCUGUUCUCUGUUCAUGUGUAUUUAACUCCAAUAACCCACAAACACAUGUAAGAAAGGACUCUAAUAUCCUCCAUGCCCUGA